UCUCAUUGUUUCGCAAUACUUUACCUCCUUCGGGCUUGCAGUGCGUACUUAAAACAAAGCAAACUUACUCAGAUCCUCCGCAGAAGGAAAAACUCUUAUUCCCAUUUGCCAGCUGUGUAAACUGAGUGAAGUGACUUGCAUGACCUACCGGUUUGGGUCCGCUUUACCAACAGAAUUCAAAGCCCCCCCGCUGAUCGUCUGGAAUUCGGACCCAGGACUACUGUUCGAGAAGCAGAAUCUUAAAAGAGGGAUGGGGUAUCAAGGCUACUAGACUGAGGGACUUGGGACCGCGAGUAGAGUGGGGGAGGUGGGGAAGGGUCGUCUUGGUCACACCCCUCGGAUGACGCAAAGGGACCGGCCCCAGCCUCUCAUUGGCCUCCCCCGGCAUCGGUCAGAGUGGUGGCGGCGACCCGCCCCUGCUUGACUCUCUGGGUGGGUGGGUUGGAGUAAAGAGGGACAGCGGAUAGCCCUGGGAGCCCCGGGACUAGUGGCAGCCUGGGUCGCCUCUGUAACCGCUGCUGCUGCCACUGUUUCCACGGUCCCUGGAACAGCAGAACAGGAAAGAAUAAAUAUGGCAGAACUUUUGGAGGCAGAAGGCACUGUAGAUUGGAAGGAAAGAUGCAUAGCCCUGGAAUCACAGCUCAUGAAAUUUAGACUCCAGGCAAGCAAGAUCAGAGAGCUUUUAGCAGAAAAGAUGCAGCAAUUGGAAAGACAAGUUAUUGAUUCAGACCGUCAAGCAGAGAGAGCUUUUCAACAGGUACAGGUUAUGGAAGAGAAAUUAAAAGCAGCUAACAUUCAAACGAGUGAAGCAGAGACCAGAUUGUAUAAAAAGUGUCAAGAUCUGGAGACUUUGCUCCAGGAAAAGGAUGACAUCAUACAGAACUUGGAACUCCAACUUGAAGAACAGAAACAAAUAAGAAUCCAAGAAGCCAAAAUAAUAGAAGAGAAAGCAGCCAAGAUUAAAGAAUGGGUAACAGUCAAACUACAAGAGCUGGAAUUGGAGAAUCAGAACCUUCGUUUGAUCAACCAAAACCAAACUGAAGAAAUUAGAACAAUACAGGUAAAACUACAAGAAGUUCAAGGGAAGAAACUAUCCACUGCCUCCACACCAAAACCUUCAGAAGGCCAGCGCCUAAGCAGUUUGACUUUUGGAUGCUUUUUAUCCAGAGCAAAGAGUCCUCAGCAAGUAAUUAAAUCAGAGGAAGUGAGCAAGAUAUCAUCUAAAGAACUCGAGUUCCCAGAGGGAAAUCAUGUAGAAGAAAUGGACAUCCCAGAUACGUCCCUUGGUAGCCAAGUACAAGAACACAACAAAGGUCGGAGGUCUUUGCAGCAAAACUCCUGUGUGUUGGAACAGAAUGGGGCAACAAAGACAAGUUAUACUCUACAAAGUGGAGACGGCAUCAAAGACACAUCAAAGAAUUCCUGUGUCACUGUAAGUGACUGGAGUUCUGAUGAGGAAGAAGAAAGCAAAGAAAGAUUAAAAUCUAGGUGUGACUCUACCCUUUCUAGUCAUACUUCAGAGGAGAGUACCCGGUACAGUAGAAUGGGAAGUGAAAUGUAUUUGACAGCAUCUGAUGACAGCAGCUCUUUAUUUGAGGAAGAGAGUUUUGGCAUUAAGAGAACUGAGCACAAGAAGCUGUACUCCUGGCAACAGGAAGCACAAUGGAAGGCUCAGAACAGUAUAAGUGGAAAAGGAAAUUGUGAAUCACGGAGUAAAAAAGGGAAAGAUGGCUUUUCAGAUGAACUGAACAAGAAAUUUCAAUGCCAGAGAUUGGAUUACUCAUCUUCAUCUAGUGAAGCUAACAGCCCAAGUCCUAUUUUAACCCCAGCUUUAGCACCCAAGAAUCCCAGCCUGCUGCCCACAGGACAUCAACAUCCAAUGGCAUUCCAUCCUUCCUCAAAUCUGCCCUCAGCAAAGUUAAGGAUUCCUAAUGUUUUCAGUAUAAGUGUAGCACUGGCCAAAAGACACUUAAGUCAACCCCAGUUAAGUUCUGAUCGGAUGUUUGGCAGAAACAGAAAUGCUAUAAGCAUGAUCCGACCCCUCAAACCUCAGGAGACAGAUAUUGAUCUGGUUGAUGGAGAUAGCAUGGAAAUGGUAGAAAAUAUGGAUGUUGGAUAUGAUGAUGGAGUGUUUUCCUAUGACACCCUUGAAGUAUCUUGUUUGGAAGAUUCAGAAAUGUGUGAUUCAGCUGCAAAGAAGGCAGCUGGAGGCAAACCUCCAACUCCUCCACUUCAUCGGUUUCCUUCCUGGGAAAGCCGGAUUUAUGCUGUGGCCAAAUCAGGCAUUCGAAUGUCUGAAGUCUUCAAUACAGAUAAUAUUCAUAAAAAUUCUUUGUUGAUGACUUCUUAUUCUACAUCAGGACUGUAUACGUCUCUGAUUUACAAAGAUAUGACAACCCCAGUGUAUACAACUUUGAAAGGGAAGGCAACCCAAAUAAGCAACAGCCCAUUCUUAGAUGACUCAUCGGGAUCUGAAGAGGAAGACAGCUCCAGAUCCAGCUCCCGGACAUCUGAAUCGGAUUCUCGAAGUAGAAGUGGGCCAGGGAGUCCUAGAGCCUUGAAACGAGGUGUGUCUUUAUCCUCUGUAACUUCUGAAAGUGAUUACGCUAUUCCUCCUGAUGCCUAUUCUACGGACACAGAAUAUUCAGAGCCAGAGCAGAAGCUCCCCAAAACUUGUUCCUCUUCUGGUGAUAAUGGGAAAAAUGAGCCCCUUGAAAAAUCUGGCUAUUUGUUAAAGAUGGGUGGCAAAGUAAAGACUUGGAAACGGAGGUGGUUUGUUCUUAAAGGUGGUGAAUUACUUUAUUACAAAUCUCCAAGUGAUGUAAUUAGAAAACCCCAGGGCCAUAUUGAACUUAGUAUGUCCAGUCAUAUCAUUAGAGGAGAUAACAAACAAACAGUUCAGUUGACUACUGAAAAACGCACCUAUUACCUGACUGCAGAUUCUCCCAAUAUAUUAGAAGAAUGGAUUAAAGUCUUGCAGAACGUGCUUCGAAUACAAGCUGCUAAUCCUCUUUUCCUACAACCGGAUGGAAAACCAACAGUCAAGGGACUGCUUACCAAGGUGAAACAUGGCUACUCUAAGAGAGUUUGGUGUACCCUUAUUGGGAAAACAUUAUAUUAUUUUCGUAGUCAAGAAGAUAAGUUUCCUCUAGGCCAGAUCAAACUUUGGGAGGCCAAAGUUGAAGAAGUUGACAGAUCCUGUGAUUCUGAUGAAGAUUAUGAGGCCAGUGGUCGCAGUCUAUUAUCUACACAUUAUACCAUUGUUAUCCAUCCCAAAGAGCAAGGACCAACCUACCUUCUGAUUGGGUCUAAGCAUGAAAAGGACACUUGGCUUUAUCAUCUAACCGUUGCAGCAGGAAGUACCAAUGCAAAUGUUGGAUCUGAGUUUGAACAGCUGGUUUGCAAACUGCUUAACAUAGAAGGGGAGCCCACUUCUCAGAUAUGGAGACAUCCCACUCUGUGUCAUAGCAAAGAAGGAAUCAGUUCUCCUCUGACAACGCUGCCCUCUGAAGCUCUGCAGACUGAAGCUAUUAAACUAUUUAAGACAUGCCAGCUCUUUAUAAAUGCUGCCGUUGACUCACCUGCCAUUGAUUACCACAUAUCUUUGGCCCAGAGUGCUUUGCAGAUCUGCCUCACACACCCAGAACUACAGAAUGAAAUUUGUUGUCAACUCAUUAAACAGACAAGACGAAGACAAGUACAGAACCAACCUGGGCCAUUGCAGGGCUGGCAGCUCUUAGCUCUCUGUGUUGGACUCUUUCUUCCCCAACAUCCAUUCCUUUGGCUCCUCAAACUUCACCUGAAGAGGAACGCUGAUUCUAAGACAGAAUUUGGGAAAUACGCUAUUUACUGCCAGCGAUGUGUAGAGAGAGCUCAACAAAAUGGAGAUAGAGAAGCAAGACCCUCAAGAAUGGAAAUUCUUUCAACCCUUCUUCGAAAUCCUUACCAUCAUUCAUUGCCUUUUAGUAUUCCAGUACACUUCAUGAAUGGAAUCUACCAGGUAGUUGGAUUUGAUGCUUCUACCACAGUGGAAGAAUUUUUGAAUACACUAAACCAAGAGACUGGAAUGAGAAAGCCUGCCCAGUCUGGAUUUGCACUCUUUACCGACGAUCCUUCUGGCAAAGAUUUGGAACACUGUCUUCAAGGAAACAUCAAGAUUUGUGACAUUAUUUCUAAAUGGGAACAGGCUUCCAAAGAACAGCAGCCUGGGAAAUGUGAAGGUACGAGAACCGUGCGCCUAACUUAUAAAAACAGGCUUUACUUUUCAGUGCAAGUCCGAGGGGAGAGUGAGAGAGAAAAGCUCCUAUUAAUGUAUCAGACAAAUGAUCAAAUAGUAAAUGGACUCUUUCCUCUGAACAAGGAACUGGCAAUAGAAAUGGCAGCUCUUUUAGCUCAGGUGGAGAUUGGAGAUUUUGAGAGACCUUUCUCAACUCCAGCAGGACAAGUGACCUCUCAGUGCAAGGCAAAUCAAACACUAAAACAAGUUAUAGAAAAAUUUUAUCCUAAAAGGUAUAGAAAUGGCUGUUCUGAAGAACAAUUAAGACAACUUUGUCAACGAUUAUCAACUAGAUGGAUGGCUCUCCGUGGACAUAAUGCUGCUGACUGUGUGCGCAUUUACUUGACUGUGGCCAGAAAGUGGGCGUUCUUUGGUGCUAAGUUAUAUCUUGCAAAACCAGUAACUCCAUCAACACUGGGAAAUACUUUCAUAUGGUUAGCUGUACAUGAAGAUGGAAUUAGCAUUUUGGAAUACAAUUCCAUGAGGUUGAUAGUGACAUAUGUGUACAAAAGCCUAAUGACCUUCGGAGGUUAUCAAGAUGACUUUAUGGUGGUUAUUAACAGUACACAUUCCAAGGAUAAGCCAACAGAUAAAUUCCUUUUUACCAUGGCAAAGCCUAAGAUUCUUGAAAUAACUCUUUUGGUUGCCAGCUAUAUAAACAAUUUCCAUCAACAAAAAGCAGCUCUUCACCACCUCUCAGCUCCUGCACUACUGUCUGCUCGAAAAGGAGGGGCCAAAAACAAGGACAUGGGGAGCCAGCCACUUCUGUUAAACAGCAGACCCACUAAAGGCCCAACUUUACUGUGAAAUCAGAAGCUGGUGACACCAUAUAGAAAUUGAAUGUAUAAGAACGUUACUGGAGGAGCACAAUACGUACAUCAACAUUUCAAAACUGAAAAGACACGAAAGAUUGCUACUCCUUUUUUACAUGACUAUUUAAAAUAUAAAUGAAGAGUCAGUUAUAUUAGGACAAAAUAAAAACUGUUUACAAACACCAGACUGGUUUAAUCAUCCAAUUAGGGCUUGAAGAGCCCUCCAAAGGUCAAAUUGUCUAGCCUUCUGCCAGUAUUUAAUUGAGUAUUUGUUGUAUUUGUGAAAAUAUUGAGAAACAGGUUCCAUAACCUCUCUUCAUAAUCUGGUCCAGUGUUUACCUAUCUUUGAUACUCAGAAGUUAUAAAGUAAGUAAAAAUCGAAGGCCUUUUAAUGAAAGUAUAAUUGAAAAUAAAUAGAAUAUAAAGUUCCAGGAAGCAAUUGCAGUUUGGUAAAUUUUUCAUAUGGUACAGUGGAUCUCUGCUAGAUUUGUGUAUGAUAAAACUAGAAGCCUCCUAUGGUACUUAAAAAGUAUAUUCCUUCACAUCUCCAUUUCAAUGAGAUAAAAUUCUACUGCCUAGAAAUUCUAAAUAAUGAAAGUGACUCCUGUCUUGCCAUAACCUUUUAUACUCUAUGAAUUUGCUGGAAAAUCGACACCUUUCUUCUCUUUGCUUCUUUGUGCUUCUCACUAACCUUAGAUAAAUAGAAUAGUAUUUGGGGAUUUGUAUUCCUUUUUUUCCCAUAUAUAGCAUAGCACUUUACCUGAUGGAAUGCAAUGUCCAUGUGUGUUCUGAGUUUUUAUUUUCUUAAAGUUUUGUAGCUUUCUGAAUUGUAAAAAUAGAAUACACUAUACUUGACCAUUGCAUUCUUAACAUAGGAUUAUAAUUCACAAAUGACUCCUCAAAGCCUUAAAACCAUGUCCUUUUGUUAUUAAUUUUUAGAAGCUCUAAUUGCAUAAGUGACUUGAACACAAAUAAUAGUGGUAAUUUUCCAAGAAGGAAUAUUUGCAAAAAUGACGUACUUCUUUUUAUUUUUUAACCCUUUACCUUCUGUGUUAGACUCAAUACUAAGUAUUGAUUCCAAGGCAGGAGAGUGGUAGGGGUUAGCAAUGCUGGUUAAGUGACUUGCCCAGGGAUAGCUAUGAAUUAUCUGAGGUCAGAUUCAAACCCAGGAUCUCCCAUCUCUAGGCCUGGCUCUUUCACUGAGCUACCUAGCUGUACUCCAUGAUGUACUUUUAAUAACUUCCAUUUAUAAACCUUCGAUAACUACCCAUUGUGAAACCAAAAGCUGUACUUACUGAAGACUAAACAAAUCUGAGUUAAUCCAUUCAGAUAUUCCCUUUAAUGCUAAAGACUGAAACCCCUUCAUCUGUUCUUGUCCAUCCUUUAGGGCAGUGGUGGCAAACCUAUGGCACAGGUACCAUAGAUGGCAUAUUCUCUGUGGGCAUGCAGCCAUCCCCACCCACCCAGAGCUGGUUAUUAGAAAGGCAGAGGGACUCAGGUGGGGCUGCUCUGUUUCCCCUCUCCACUGUGCCUGAAGACAUUUUUUCACAUCACCCACCCCACUCUUCCCAGCAGCCCAAUGGGAGUACUUUAUCCCUUCCCUGUGUGGGGGGAGGGGAAGAGGAAUGGCACUCCAUCUCUAAAUGGUUUGCCAUCCCUGCUCUAGGGCUUUUGUUAAUGACCUGUAAAUCUUUCACUGAGAUUCUUCCUCUUGAUCUCUUGAUACUUAAUGGGUACCACAUUUCAUGGAGUCAGUGGGCUAUCUAUUUACGCAUUUUUAAAGAUGAUUUAUUUUUUUUAACUGUCAAAGUUUUGCUAUCAAAGAAGGAAAAGUGGUUUUGAGAAGCUAAAUUACUGGGCUAGGUCAGUGGGCAAUGCUGUACAGACUUCAUGUCAAAAUAGAAUGUGUAACAUAAAUUCCUUCUAUAAAUUGGAAUUUGAGUGCUGGAAUUAGGCGAGGGGAAUGAAAUAUAAGCAUUUUAAUACUAAUCAUUAUUUAGUUACUACUCACAACUUUAAAUUAUGUGGAGAAUAUUUGUAUUUAUUCUUUUGGACAUAUAUUUAUCAAUUUUCACGAGGUAUUUUUGUAUGAAUUAAAAGCAAAUUCCAAAAUGUUAGGUGUUAAGGUAAGGAGUAGAAAGUGUGGUGGAGUGAAAAGGAUUCUGGGUUGGAAAUCAGAUCACCUGCUUUUAAAUCCCACUUAUUCUAUUUAGCUGCUUAUGUGACCUUGACUAUGGCAGCACCUUUAUGGGCUUCAGUGCACUCAUCUGUAAAAUGAGGGGUAUGGGCCAAAUGAGCUUCUAGUUCUAAAUCUAUGUGAUUGUCCCUAAAUUUAAUAAUUUACUAGUGUUGCCCUUUGCCUUGUUUUAUUUUUCUGCCCCUUUCUCUUUCUAGCCAUGCACUGACUUUUCCACAAGUAACUUGCAGGUAACAAAACUUUCUAUAAAAACUUAAGAAUGUUUGCUGAUUUUAGAACAUUCCCCAUCUACAUACAGAAAGUGUGUAGAAGUGUAAAAAGUGUGUGACUAUAAUUAUAUUGCUUCUUUAAUACUUGUUCAUAGCACAGUGUACCUGUCAUGCAGUAACCAUAUUAUUAAUGCUUCUAGGUUGGUUGAUUGUUAAGGGGUGCCCUCUACCAAUGUCUGCUACAACCCUUCCAUGCCUUAAUAGAUGACUUACACAUUUCUGUGGACAAAAAAAGUUAAUAUCUGAUAAUCCACCCCCUAAAAGUGAGGGAGCUCUUCCACAUAUCUAGAAUGUCCUUCCCAGAAGGCAGUAUUUGUUGCCAGGCUUACACUUGAAGUUUCUCUGCCUUCUUGGACCUGUUAGAAUUUUUAGUCUUUUGGCAUAGCCUUCAAGCACUUGGGCAUCACUUUCAUGCCAGUAUGAGCAUCAGAGAAAACUGUGAAUAGAGAAGAAUGAUAAUAUGCUACUUUGAUAAUGGCUCAAAGGAAAGCCCUUUCUCCUGCCUCCCCACUCCUUCCUCCCCCAAAACAAAGCAUCCUUUAGAAACAAAUUUCCACUAAAAAGUUCCUUAGCUAUAACAACUAAUUAGUUAAGCAAAUUUGUCUAUAAGAAUAGACUUCUUUGCCUCUGAGUGAGACUUUGGUUCAAGUCCCACUACUGUCAUAUCCUGACUUGUAUCAUUCUGGGGAAGUCAUUUGACCUUUCAAUGGCUGGAGCACUUUCUCAAACAAUUUACUGAGCAACAAUUGCUGAUGGAAUUUCCUUGCUGGGAUUUCCCUAUGCCAAGGAAAUCAUAGGACCAGUUUAAAAAGAAGAAACUGGCCAUUUUAUGGUGCAAUUGAAAUAACCCCUUUCUAAAGCCAAAUGAAGGCUCCUAUUUACCAGAACAUUAUUUAAUUAUUGGAUAAUAAGCCAAAGGCUUUGGCAGGGCUAUCCACAUAAAAGCACCAUUCAUGGCGAUACUUCACUCUCCAAAUAAGCUUUUAAGUUUAUGGUAAAAUUGUGAUUUCUUAACUUAGUCUAUAAUAUCCUAUAAUUGGCAUUUAUUUUUGAUAAUUUAAAUAUAUAUAUUGUGACAGAAAGAAAUUAACUUUUCAUAACUACUGAUGUUGAAAAAUUGAUUUUAUUUUCUGAAGAAAUGACAACUUUUACACAGGUUUUUUAAAAAUCCAAAGCUUAUUGUUGUGAUCAGUUACCAGAGAACAAUGUUAUAUGUUAAUUUCAUAUUUGAAUUGUGAUGUCUCCUAUCAUUUUCUUGCCUUUCAAUCAUAAUAAAUGAUUUAUAAAUCCA
Molecule: messenger RNA, 8845 nt
Organism: Monodelphis domestica (gray short-tailed opossum)
Lineage: Eukaryota; Metazoa; Chordata; Mammalia; Didelphimorphia; Didelphidae
Gene: PLEKHH2
Product: pleckstrin homology, MyTH4 and FERM domain containing H2
Biological process (GO): negative regulation of actin filament depolymerization
Cellular component (GO): cytoskeleton; cytoplasm
Molecular function (GO): actin binding
Source: RefSeq, a predicted model, not a curated record